AUGGAGGACGGCUGUAAUCCCAGCCUGGCCGUAGACUCAGGGAACCCGCUGCUCAGAGCGGUUUUCCUUCGCCGCCUGCGGCUCACCCGGCUCCUCCUGGACGGAGGGGCCUACAUCAAUGAGAGCGACAGUCAAGGACAAACGCCGCUCAUGGUGGCCUGCAGGACCCAGCACGUCGACGCCCAGAGCGCCAGCCGGGUCAAGUUGGUCCAGUUCCUCCUGGAGAAAGGAGCCGACCCCAACAUCCAGGACAAGGAUGGCCGUUCGGCGCUGAUGCACGCCUGCCGGGAGCUGGCGGGCUCGGAGGUGGUGUCCCUGCUCCUGGGCAGCGGGGCGGACGUUAGCCUGGAGGACCGGACGGGGACAUCGGCAUUAGUCCAUGCAGUCAUGGCUGGAGACCUGAAGGUGCUGAAGCUGUUACUUGACACAUGCAAGGCCAAGGGAAAAGAGGUGAUCAUCAUAACCACAGAAACAUUUCCAUGUGGAAAAAUGCAAGCCAAGCAGUACCUCAGCAUGGCGCCGCUCAGUCCUCUGGAACAGGCCGAUAAAGCAACGCCGGCAGCGCCGGCAUCUCCGUCUGAAGUUCAGCUCAUCUCCUCCCCGCCGUGCUCCUCCUCCCUCUGCCCCCCAAAACCUGUCUUUUCAUUCAAGGAGGCGCAAAUCUGUGGCGCCAGCUCCCAUCCGUGUUCCCCGUCGCGGUUCCGUGGCCUCGGCCAGCCGACGGCCAACGGGACGCAGCAGCCGCUGCUGAGGCUGAACUCCGAGCCUUGGCUGAAGAUCCCGGCGUCUCUGCUCACCCAGCAGCUUCACGCAGCUUCAGAUAGGAGCAAAAACCCCAACCAGACCGAAGAGCUUUCCUUCACUGUUCCAGAAGUGGAUGAGGAGGACUUCAAGAGGUACGAAGAUAUGCUGGUUAGCGAUAAAGGAGAAGAUGGAAACAAUGAUUGUGCCAAGCAAAAGAUAUCCCUGCCCGGUCUCCUGUCCUCCCACUCUGCAUCACACCCCAACCUUCACUCUGAGACCCUCACUGGGGACUCGCUGUCCUCCACUUCCUCUCUGUCUCGUGGCAAAGAUCUUCACAGCUUGGCCUCAUCAAGUCUUCAUCACAUCAUCCAGAGGCGCAAGCUGGGCACCGACAUCUACAGCUCCGACCCCCAGCUGGCCAGAGACCAGACCGAGGGCAAGAGGCUGGCGCCGCUACGCUGCUCCACCACGCUGGGCUCCAGGGAGUCGCUGUCAGGCUCCAGCCGAAGGGUCCUGUUUGGGUACGAGCGCCGAGGAUCUGGAGCCUUCCUGUUGGACCACAGUUCCCAGGCCAGGCCUCGAUCUCUGCCUCCUCUGAACAACACCCCCAUCCCUCACACUUACAGCCUCAGCUCAGGCAGUGGAGGUAGUUUUCUCCCAUCAGCCCCCCCUGGGCAGCCCAGAGGCGGCCCGGACCAGACCAGGAGGAGGCUGCUGCGGAGACACUCCAUGCAGACGGAACAGUUCAAAGGCACAGCGUGA
Molecule: messenger RNA, 1506 nt
Organism: Salarias fasciatus (jewelled blenny)
Lineage: Eukaryota; Metazoa; Chordata; Actinopteri; Blenniiformes; Blenniidae
Product: ankyrin repeat domain-containing protein 34B-like
Exons: 1
Coding region: 1-1506 (501 amino acids)
Molecular function (GO): protein binding
Source: RefSeq, a predicted model, not a curated record